ACUCUCGACAGUAAAACUUCAAAUAAAAUUCAUUCAAAAAUAGGCCGUCCUUGAAGACGUUUACAAAAAUAUCCUAACAAAUUGUUUCCUUGAGCUCUGUUUUCAAAAUAUACGCGUAGCUUAAUUGAACUGUUUGUGCUGCUAUUAAAAUUUAUGUUUCGGAUCUUGUACGUUUGAACUUCUUAUGCCAAUAGCGGAAUUCGGUGGAGUAGUGAUGUCGAAUAAUUUGAGUAAUGACGAGAAAACGUCUGGUGAUCCGGAGGUUACGACGACGACGCAGGUGCUGGCGGUGGAUGAUGAAGACCUGAGGUCCUGCUGGGUCUGCUUCGCCACGGAAGCGGACGACCGGUUGGCGGCCUGGGUACAGCCCUGCAAGUGUAGCGGCACCACUAAAUGGGUCCACCAAAGCUGCCUCCAAAGAUGGGUGGACGAGAAGCAGCGCGGCAACAUCACUCGCAAGGUCCUGUGUCCACAGUGCAAGGCCCAGUACAUAGUGGUGUUCCCGACCAUGGGAGCCUUCGUAGCCCUUCUGGACACACUGGAGGAGAUCACACACAAAGUCUGCCCGUUCAUAGCCGGGGGUGUGCUGCUGGGGUCUAUCUACUGGAUCGCUAUCACGUAUGGAGCAGUUACUGUUAUGCAGGUGGUAGGUCACCGCGAAGGCCUCGAGAUGAUGGAGUCAGCCGACCCUCUGGUCCUGCUCGUGCUACUGCCCACCAUCCCGGUGACGCUCAUCACGGGCAAGAUGUACAACUGGGAGGACGCCGUGCUGCUGUGUCUGCGCAAGUACUGCGCCAAGCUGCCUGCCUUGGCGUACGUGUUGCCGUUUGGGAAUGUGGACAGCGACCGAAGCCCCGUCGUGUCGGGGUCAACGAACUCGCCAGCUUCCGUCACCUCUGCCAAUGCCCAUCUCUCUCCAACCAGGAUAUUCUGCUCCGCCCUACUCUUGCCAACCAUCUCGACCAUCAUAGGGAAAAUCUUCUUCCGGUCUAUCAACAACAAUUUACAUAGAACCAUCCUCGGUGGCCUCACAUACAUAACCUUCAAAGGAGCCCUCAAAAUCUACCACAAACAAAUGCUGUACAUCAGGCAUUCGAGCAGAAAAAUCUUGGAUUACACCGAAUCUAAUUUGAAGUUGUACAGACAAACGAAAACCGCCUCCACUGCCACAGACACAGUGUCCAGCUAUCGAGACAUCGACUCGGAACAGAUCAUCUAAGUACGUUGUUCGGUGGUGAAACAGGUAAUUUACGUGAUACGAAAGGAAUGGGUUAGCUGGAUGAUUGACAUAGUUUGUACAGUUACAUAAUAGUGAGAAACAAAAAGGGGCCCAAGAUAGUCCCUUGAGGUGCCCCUGCUAGUAACGUAUGGUUCUGUAAGUUUGACAGGUAUGAACUUUCCAUUGCUUACUACUCGUCGAUUAUGCAAUAUAUAGUUAGCAUAUAACCUAUUUUUGACAUUCAAGUAUGACUUUUGACCUGCAAUUUGUGUUGUGCUAAAUUGUUGAUUUCCGAGGUGCUGAAUGUAUUACCAUGACAAUGUUUAUUACGUAAACAUAUCAAUCAGUCUUCAUUAUUAUGAAAGUUAUUUUUUCAUGAACGUAGGUAUCCAGUCCAUGACAGUGCUAUGAAAUCAUCAACAAACGGCAAGCAUUCCUCACUGACUAACGAAUAUACACUCGCUAGCAAUGAAAAAGUUCCAGUGACAUAGCACCAAAUUAUUCCUAAACGGAAAAGGCUAGCUUAAUGAUGCCGUGUCUGCAAUAUUAAAGUAACAGCGCAUCAGAAUGUUAUAACUGAAAACGUAAAUAUUGUGAUAACAUUUUAAUAAAAUGUUUUGCAAAAUUGGGGCUAUUUGAUAGCUUGCGAGUGUACUUAUUAGGUUUAAUAGCUAUGGGGUAGAUGUGAUAAUAGAUAAAGGUGCAAAACUGCCAUAAGCAAUGAUUGGGGUAGGUAGAGUGAUUUUACGUAGGUAUGUGAUUAAGCUUCUGUCAUAUUAUUGCCAGGUGAAAAGAUCAUCGCUGAACAGAGAUCACUAUCAACUCCAAACACUGUUUAUAAGUAUAAGGCCUACUAUAAAUAUUGUAGAAACAUAAAGAAAUGCAAAUGAUAUAGUUAGGUAUAAUAUAACUCGCGCAGAUAAAGAAUGAAUAAGAAAAUGGCGGACGGACUCAUACCAUCUCGCUCUGGUCGCGUAGGUUUGUAAAUAUUCUUUACUACUUCCACGUCGCCAUUAUCCUAUUGUUUUUUUAUCUGUGUGUAUUUUAGUUGAUUUAAAUAUAAUCGACUUUACUUUGGAUAUCUUUGUAUAUGCGCUUUAAAUCUUAGUAACUUUAUUUUUAUACAUAAUUUAUAUUUAAUUUAAAAGUAAAUAAUGUAUUGUAGUGCCCUUUUGUCUGCAUCAUUUUUUAUAAACUUUAGAAGCUUCCAGAAAAUCUACCUAAUAUCAUUGGUCUUCGCUAGCAUUUAACACAUAUUUUUAUUGUUUAUUAAACUACCAUUGUAAAUAUAUGGAUGUGCCCGUAAAAUGGCAAAAGGCUCGCCCCCUAUUACAUUGGGACUAAACAUAACACUGGCGAAAAGUGGGUGCAGCAAUGCACUUCUGCCUACCCCGCAAGGGAGUACAUUAGUACAAGGCGUGAGUGUGUGUAACCUACCAUUGUAAAUAUAUCAUAUAUUUACGGCAGUGGUUGGCUGGUUGGUGAAAUACUAUAAAGCAUAUUAUUAUUUUAAUUCUUGUAACGCAGCCCUUAAUACUCUGAAGAUGUUUAUUUUUAUUAUAUUGAUUAAAUUGAGAGGAGAAAAUGGUUGCGUAUGAAAUGAUUGUAUUUUAUCCUUUUGAGAAGUUAUUUUUACAGCUUAAAAAGAAAAUAACAUUUUCAAUGACAAUGGAUAGUUAUAGUUAGUGCUACUCUAUAUAUUAAUUAUAUAAAAAAACGUCUCUCAAGGAAUUACUAAAUACAACUCUGUUGCCCAUUUCUAUAAUACCCUGUUAAAUAGUAUAAUUUUCUGUAAAUUGUGCUUUAUUAUUUUUAAAAUUUAAAUAGGUAGUUACUUGUUUUUUUUUCUAAUAAAUAUGAUAGUUAUAAAUACUUGUAGAUAUGAAGGGUUUAAAGAAGUGAAGUGUGUGAACUUUAGAUGCGUAUACAUGAGUUUUGUGAUUUAAAAAAUAGUUCUUCAAAUCAUAAAGGCAUAAUUAUGUUUAGAGUGUUACAAAAUAAAUGAGAUCGAUAAGAGUUUCACACAAUUUUGGAUCUACGACUUUCAAAAACAGUUUUCUUAGAUUUGCUGCUAAUCUAAAUUAAAUCUAGAUCCUAUAUUUGUGCCUACUUUAUUUAAUUAAUAUUGUGAUUGGAGUUGUAUCUGAAUAUACAUCUAAUUAUUUUUA
Messenger RNA from Plutella xylostella (diamondback moth), 3387 nucleotides. Its product is annotated as E3 ubiquitin-protein ligase MARCHF5. The record is from RefSeq and is a predicted model, not a curated record. Gene Ontology annotation, molecular function: zinc ion binding. NCBI's taxonomy places the organism in Eukaryota, Metazoa, Arthropoda, Insecta, Lepidoptera, Plutellidae.